AUGGUUCACCUCGCGGUUUCGGCAGCCGAGGGAUGUGGUCAAGUGGAAGGCGAUGAGAACUCCCAGCUACAGACAAAGCCAGCUGCCCACUCUACCGCAAGUCAGGAAAAGGUUCCGGAUUGGCUGCUCUGGCAGAAGCUUGAGGAGCUUCAAGGCCGCAAUGCGGCACUUGAAGACGCCACGGCUUUGGACUGCAGCUUCGUGUUCAUCGUGGAAACCGCGCAGGAGGGCCGCCUGUUUGUACCGGUAGGCAGCCGUUGCGGCUACGAUGAUAGCGUCGGUGAGUCAGACGUUGUCUGCACUGCGUCUCAGGGCCCAUCAGUGAAUCCACAGUCAGCAAACUCGGACAUAACACCCUUUGAGUUGCAGCCAGCCGGGUCUGGCGUGAACUACAUGGUGGAAAUCGUUGCCGACGAUGGGACUUACAGGUUCGAACCACCUGACGAGUGGAACAUCGCGUGCCGAGCAGCUACGAGCUCCCAGUAG
Molecule: messenger RNA, 486 nt
Organism: Symbiodinium sp. CCMP2456
Lineage: Eukaryota; Dinophyceae; Suessiales; Symbiodiniaceae
Source: the annotation of a GenBank genome assembly